Messenger RNA from Arachis stenosperma, 6923 nucleotides. RefSeq lists its product as uncharacterized. Lineage: Eukaryota; Viridiplantae; Streptophyta; Magnoliopsida; Fabales; Fabaceae. The record is from RefSeq and is a predicted model, not a curated record. The transcript is spliced from 16 exons. The coding region runs from base 359 to 6604 and encodes 2081 amino acids.
UAUCGCUGACAUCUAUUUUCUCUAAGUUAGGAAAAAAGAGUUAAAAAAAGCCAUAAAUAUUCGCAGUCCUUUUUUCUCAGCCAGUGAACAACACAACACACAAAAACCCGAACAGAAAAGAAAAGGGAAAUAAAGUAAAACGAAAAACAAAUCCACUCUGAAACUAGUCAGCAUCACACUCUUCGGUGUCGUUUCAUCCUUCUGCUACGCUCGCCGGAACCCUAAUUCGAUCCGCCGGAACUCGAAUCCACCGUAGAUGAGUUUACGAUUGGGGAAAAGGUGAGAUCAAAAGGAUUGGAUUUCCUCGCCGGAUGGAGGGAGGUAGCGUCUCUAGACUUAUUUGUACUGGGAUACACCCAUGGAUUAUGAUGACAAUGAUUUUCAAAGCCAGAAUCUCCAUUUAGCUGGUGAAGGGAGCACCAAAUUUCCUCCAGCAUUAAGGCCAUAUGCGCUCUCUAAGUUUGAUUUUGAUGAAAGCCUUCAAGGGAAUUUAAGAUUUGAUAGUUUGGUCGAAACUGAAGUUUUUCUUGGCAUUGAAAGUAACGAAGAUAACCAGUGGAUUGACGCAUUCUCCCGAGGGGGUAGUGGCAUAGAGUUUAGUUCAACUGCUGCUGAAUCUUGCCCCAUAUCAAGGCAUGGAAAUAUUUGGUCCGAGGCCACUUCCUCGGAAUCUGUUGAAAUGCUAUUGAAAUCUGUUGGACAGGAGGAGUUUAUUCCUAGACAAACUAUUAUUCAGGAAUCAGAUGCCUGUGAUGAACUGGCCUGCAUAACUAAGCAAAUGGACCCCCAUCCAAAACGUGACAAUAAAAAUGAAUUGAAAGACAAUGUUACAGAUUUACAGCCUCCUGGAGGUAGUCAUGGGAAUUUGCCUGGAUUGAAGGAGGAUGUAAGAAUGGAGCAGCCUCUGGAUGGAGUUUCCGAAAGUCAUGAAGUUGGACCAUCUAUCGGCGGAAGUUUGGGUAACCUGGAACCAAGUGAUAUUCACAGAAAUAUUGACUUACCUGUUUCCGAUGGGAAUCCAACUAUCUAUAAUGAUAACAGGAGUAAUACUACAAUUCUAACUGAAGUUGAGACUGCUGCUGACAUCUUGCACAGUGACAAAACCCAAGUUGAUUCAUCUGUAUCUGGGGUGCAAACUCAUGCUACUGAAGCAUCUAUUCAAAGUGUGGUUGAUGAGCAACAAGGUGCUUUACAAACACCAAUUAAUAAACAAGACUUGGAUGGAAUCACGGAUAUGGGUGAUGCUCAUCAUCCCGAGGUAUCUCUCUGUUCAAUUGCCACAACAGGCGCUUUGGAAGGUGGAAGUGUAAUUGAAGCCCUUGAGAAGGGGGUAAAUAUUGUAGAAGAUUCGUUACAGAAAGAGGAAAGAUGCACUGAAGAUGAUCUGUCUCGAAACCAUGCAAGAGAAGAUGUAGUUGUCCUGAAGGAUGAGUUGAUGCCUGAUCAAUCUGCACUAGCUACGCAGGAGUUGCCAAAGGUUUCAGAAGAGGAUUCUACUUCUAAGGGACCAGGAGGUGAGGCCACUAAUUCCACUUGUGAGAUUUCUCCUAAUCUCAAGCAUAAUGUGGAUGUUGUGGAGAAGACAGAUUUUGGUGAGUGCAGUGUCACUAAGGAAAAUAAGUUAUUGAACACUGGUGGCCACAUGGAUACAGAGAUGUUAUCAAGGAAGCCAGAGAAUUUUGUUUCUUCAGAGGGGGUAAAUGACAUUUCUAAAGUAAGUGAAGGAGUUUUGGGUGACCCAGCUCAAAUAUGUCAGAACAGUGAACCUGACAGCCAAACUAACCAUGAAAAAUUUGAUCAAGACACAUCUGUCAAUGACAAAGAGAGUAAGACCCCUUCUGAGUCUGGUCCAAAUCAUAGUGAUAUUGACCAAUCACAUCCUGUAGAUAAGAGAGGUGGUUUGUCAUUGCCAGGCGAAGGCAUUGUGCAAACUGCGUUGACAACAGUUGCUGUGCCAAUUAAUGUCACACCGGUCAACAAUUCAGCUUCACAGGUUAUUGUGGAAAAUGUUAGUUCAACAUCCUGUGAAAUAGUUCCACCUCCUUCUGAACAAGUUGUUUCCUCUCAUGAAGCUACUAGUCACAAUGAUUUUCAAAGCAUAACUGUUCUUGGGCCUGCUGUUGAUGAAAAGGAAGAGUCUGCGUCCAAAUUACCUGAAGAAGCUGGAACUUCUGCCCCUGUUGAAUCUUCUGAAAGGGAUACUGCUCCUUGUACUAUUUCUGGAGCUGAUAAACAUCAUUCAUCUGAUGCUUCUAGACAAGUGUCAUGUGAGACAGUAAUCGACUGUCUGCAUAACGUUGAAGGGACCAGUGGUACUGUAAACACUGCUGAACCUCAAGGGAAAGUAGAUGAUAAGGAUAUCCAUGGAUGCAAUAAUGAAGAUGGUGUGCCUCCAGUUCUUCAUGAAUCAACAGAUAAACUGGGAGAUGGUGUCAAAUUUCCUUUUAGUAAGGAUGACAAAGGGAAUGCACAGAACAUUGAUGCCAAGUCAUCUUCAGGUGAUGACAUUGUACCAGGAAACAAAACUUCCUUAUCUGCUGCUCCUUCACAUAACUCUUGUGUUGAGUUGCAAAGCUUUCCUGCUAAUAAUUCCCGCCCUCCCAUUAGUACAGUUGGAAGCCCUUCUAACACUGAUAAGGAUAAGAACCAAAUUAAGGUUUCUGCUAGUCAGAAUCCGCCAACUUCUCAGGAUCUGAAGGGAGAAAAUGCUUCCAAAGCUGAGAGCAGUUUGACUCCAAAAUUACAUCCUGCGAUUGAUUCGUCCAUAAAAAAUGUCAUGGAUGUGAACCAAGAAGAUAUUGGCAAGAGUCAACCAGUUCCAGUUCCUGUUAUUGCAGACAAGAAAACAUCUACUGCUGUGGAUGGUUCUCCUAAAACUUCUGGGCGACGACGUGCUUCAAAAUCCAAAAUUUCUGGAAAUAUAUCCCAUGAAAGCCCACAAAUACUGGAUGGAGUGGCAGCACACAGGGCUCCAAAAUCUACCCCUGAACGCAAACCUAGGCGGACAUCUAAUAAGAAACCUGGAAAGGAAUCUUCUACAAAAGGAAGUCGGGUGAAAGAUACAACUCUAGGUAGACAGUCGGAUAGAGGUGAUAAAUCAACCAAUGUCUCCUUGAGCCCAUCUCCUGGUUUCCAGCUGAUGCAAUCAAACGAGGUGCAGCAGUAUGGGCACAUUGAUCCCAAUAGCUCAAAGCCAUUUGCUCUUGUAAAUCCUUCAACAUCUAGCCUUCCAGAUUUGAACACUUCUGCUUCUCCACCUGUUCUGUUUCAACAACCUUUCACAGAUCUACAACAAGUACAAUUGCGUGCCCAAAUAUUUGUCUAUGGAGCUUUGAUUCAAGGCACAGCACCUGAUGAACCGUAUAUGAUAUCAGCUUUUGGGGGACCAGAUGGUGGAAGGAGCAUUUGGGAGAAGGCCUGGCGUGCCUGCAUGGAAAGACAACAUGGUCAAAAAUCUCAUCCUGUUAACCCGGAAACACCUUUACAAUCUAAAUCUGGUGCCAGAACUGCUGAUUCAGCUGUUAAGCAGAGUACUGCUCCAGGAAAAGGUAUCUCAUCUCCGCUUGGUCGAGGCAGCAGCAAGGCUACUCCAACAACUGUGAACCCCUUAGUACCUUUUUCAUCUCCCCUUUGGAAUCUGCCUACUCCUUCUUGUGAUUCCGUGCAACCUAAUGCCCUUGGAAGAGGUUCUGUUGUGGAUUAUUCACAGGCACUUCCUUCAUUGCAUCCUUACCAAACUCCACCUCUGAGAAAUUUUCUUGGACACAACACAUCUUGGAUAUCCCAGGCCUCCAUUCGUGGACCCUAUAUUCCUUCUGGCUCUCCUGCACCUGAUAACAGUGCCCAUGUUUCUGCAUCUCCUUUCUCAGAUACAAUUAAGUUAAGUUCAGCUAAAGGACCUUCUCUGCCUCCCACAUCUGUCAUAAAGAGUGGUACUCCUGGUCUUCCUGAAUCGAGUACUAGUAUUCCAAGUACUACAAUAGGUUCUGUUUCUGCACUUGAUGCAAACAAUGUGACAGUAUCACUUCCUCAACAGUCUUCAGAUCCAAAGCCAAGAAAAAGAAAAAAGAUUACGGUGUCAGAGGAUUUUGGUCAAAAAACUUUGCAAUCACCACCUCCUGUUGUUACUACUUAUGUAUCUACUUCUGUGGCCGUUGCAACCCCUGUUGUGACUCUGCCCGUAACUACCGGUGAAAAAUCAGUUGUCUCUGUACCUCCACUUGCUGAACGCCUCAAAAUUGACCAAAAUGUGGAGAAGCGGAUUCUGUCAGAUGAGUCUCUUAUGAAAGUUAAGGAGGCCAAACUACAUGCAGAGGAAGCUUCUGCCCUUUCUGCUGCUGCUGUGAAUCAUAGCCUAGAGAUAUGGACCCAGUUGGAUAAGCAUAAGAAUUCUGGGUUGAUGCCAGACAUUGAGGCUAAACUAGCUUCUGCAGCAGUUGCUGUUGCUGCUGCUGCAGCUGUUGCAAAGGCAGCGGCUGCAGCUGCUAAUGUUGCAUCAAAUGCUGCAGUUCAAGCAAAAUUGAUGGCGGAUGAAGCAUUGAUCUCAUGUGCCUCUGAUAGUUCCAGCCAAUUUAAUAAAAUAUCUCUUUCUGAGGCUGCAAGUAACUUUGGACAAGCUAGCCCUGCUUCCAUCUUGAAGGGUGCUAAUGGAACCAAUAGCCCUGGUUCUAUCAUUGUUGCUGCAAAGGAAGCUGCUAGAAGGAGAGUGGAAGCUGCUUCAGCUGCCUCAAAAAGAGCUGAAAAUAUGGAUGCCAUUGUGAAGGCUGCUGAGCUUGCAGCAGAAGCAGUAUCCCAAGCAGGAAAGAUUGUAACUAUGGGUGAUCCUUUGCCAUUAAGUGACUUAGUGGAUGCUGGUCCAGAGGGUUAUUGGAAAUCAGCUGGAGAGUCUUCUCAGCAUGUUGGAUUAUCAAAAGACAUGACCAGAGAUCUGGUCAGCAUUGACAAUGUUGUAGACAUUCCUGAAACUUUUAAUACUCAUAACAGAGACAUUUCAUUGGUUGGCAUUUCAUCUUCUAUCAAUGAAAAGAAUUCAAGAGGGCCAAGAGGCCGCAAGGUUACUGAGUUAACCAAGCCAGUUGAUGUGGUUCCUGAAUCUGAACCUCAAAUACAGAUUUCUAACACUGUUAGCGAUGGAAAUGAAACUGUGGAGGGCAAUAACUUCAAGGAAGGCUCUCUUAUAGAGGUUUUCAAAGAUGAGGAAGGAUAUAAAGCAGCAUGGUUCACAGCCAAUAUUUUGAGUUUGAAAGACGGUAAAGCUUAUGUCGGAUACACUUCGCUUGUAGCUGUUGAAGGUGCCGGGCCCUUGAAGGAAUGGGUUUCUCUCAAAGCUGAAGGCGACAAACCCCCCAGAAUACGAGCUGCUCGUCCUCUCACUAGUUUACAUUAUGAAGGUACUAGGAAGAGACGUAGGGCAGCUUUGGGAGAUUAUGCAUGGUCAGUUGGGGAUAAAGUAGAUGCUUGGGUACAAGAAAGCUGGUGGGAAGGAGUAAUCACGGAAAAGAACAAGAAAGAUGAAAAAACGUUCACCGUUCACUUUCCUGCUAGUGGAGAAACAACAGUUGUCAGAGCUUGGCAUCUACGUCCAUCCCUUAUCUGGAAAGAAGGAAAAUGGAUCGAGUCUUCUAAGGUGGUAGCAACUAUUAGUUCUACGCACGAGGGUGAUACGCCUAAUGAAAAAAGACCUAAACUCAGUAAUCCUCCAGAUGAUAAUGGACAAGACAAUAUGUCAAAGAGUAUUGAUGCUACGGAGUCAUCAAAUUCUGAUGGGUUGAGAUUACUUAAUUUGACAGAAAAUGAGAAAGUAUUUAACAUAGGUAACAGCAGCAAGAAUGAAAAUAAAUUGGAUACACACAGAACUGCAAGGACUGGUCUUCAGAAAGAAGGUUCUAAAGUGAUUUUUGGUGUUCCUAAACCUGGGAAGAAAAGGAAAUUUAUGGAAGUGAGCAAGCACUAUGUUGCACAAGAAAGUAAAAUUAGUGAUAAAAAUGAUUCGGUUAAACUUGCAAAUUUCUUGAUGCCACCUCAAAGUUCAGGACCCCGAGGGUGGAAAAAUAGUUCCAAAAAUGAUACUAGAGAGAGACUAGGAGCCGACUCCAAGCCCAAGACUUCUAGGUCAGGGAGACCACAUAGUGCAUUUGGCAGAGCAAUCCCACCAAAAGACAAUCCAUCAAGUGCUUCUUCUCUUAGCAGUGAUCUACCAGGUCAUACAGAAAGGAUCAAAGAUUCAACUCAUUUCAAGAAUGCAUCCCAGGGUGAAAAUCAGUUGGAAAAAGCACCCUACACUACGGAUGGAGCUACACAGGGUCCAAUAUUAUUUUCAUCACUGGCAACUUCAACAGAUGCUGUUCCUGCUAAAAAGACAUCCACAUCAAGAGCGAGUAAAGGAAAACUUGCACCUGCUGGUGGCAAGUUGGGCAAGGGUGAGACCGAAAAGCCUUCAAAUGACCCCAUUAAAUCAACUUCUGAUGCCAUUGAGCAGCCUCGUAGAUCCAAUCGCAGGAUCCAACCAACGUCAAGACUAUUAGAAGGAUUGCAGAGCUCUUUAAUCAUAUCAAAGAUUCCGUCGGUUUCACAUAAUCGUAAUGCCUCUAAAGGUAAUAACUAGGGUUGAAAGGGAAAAAACAUGCAAUGACGCGAAUCUCAGUUAAAAUGGCGACCCGUGAUAAGAUGAUGGACACACCCAGCAUAGAUGUGUAUAUUUAUAAUAGGAAUUUAGGAAUGAAUGAAAAUUAUUGCUUCCUUUGAAACUUUAGGCAGACUAGUCUAAUAGAUGGUCAUAUUGAUUUUUAGUCUUAUAUUUAAGUAUGACUUGAUCCCCCUCCAAGUUUUCUGGCACUGUAUAUGGAAUUUCUUCGUACUCGUCUGUAGAGGUUUUAUGAUGGAAUGAUAACGUGUUCUGCGCAGUAACCACUUCCUUUGCUGAU